This is a messenger RNA of Quercus robur (English oak), 720 nucleotides long. RefSeq lists its product as uncharacterized. The transcript has a single exon. Gene Ontology annotation, molecular function: nucleic acid binding; RNA-DNA hybrid ribonuclease activity. The record is from RefSeq and is a predicted model, not a curated record. Bases 1 to 720 code for a protein of 239 amino acids. Lineage: Eukaryota; Viridiplantae; Streptophyta; Magnoliopsida; Fagales; Fagaceae.
AUGGUGCAUUUGAUGGAGGAGUUGCUGGAGCGCCUUAAUCAAGAUGAGCUUGAAUUAUUUUGGACCCAAGCUUGGCUUGUUUGGAAUCAGUGUAACAGCCUGUUGCAUGGUGGUCGACUGAAGGUACCAAGUAGUUUAAAUACUCGGGCUGAGGAGUAUAUCACAGAGUUUAGAAGUGCGCAAAAUCGGCUGGAUGUGCAACGAACACAACAACCAAUAGGUGAUAUUUGGCAGCCACUGCCACCAGAAGAGUUUAAACUAAACUUUGAUGCUGCUGUGUUUUCAGAUUUAGGUAGAACAGGCUAUGGUGCAAUUAUUCGAAAUGAAAAAGGUGAAGUAAUGGCUGCUAUGACUGCUAGUGGUCCGAUGGUGCACAACAACGAUGAAGCUGAAUUUCUUGCUUGUCGAAAAGCUAUAGAGUUUGGAGUGGAUGCUGGAUUUUCGAGGUUGAUAGUUGAAGGGGACAAUAUCAAUGUUACUCGUGCUAUCUCUUCUUCUUUGGAAAACACUUCUCCAUUUGGCAAUGUUGUGGAUGACAUUCGCCAUUUGUUGCGGAGUUUGCAAUGGGUUAGUGUUGGCUAUAUUAGGAAGGGUGGGAAUCAAGUAGCACAUGUUUUGGCCCAAUUUGCUAGAAAUACUUUAGAUGAGGAUGUUUACUGGAUGGAGGACUCUCCCCCACUAGUAGUUGAAGCCUUGUAUCGUGAUCUUUCACUUCUUUAA